Messenger RNA from Anguilla rostrata (American eel), 1871 nucleotides. RefSeq names its product dehydrogenase/reductase SDR family member 13-like. The transcript is spliced from 5 exons. NCBI's taxonomy places the organism in Eukaryota, Metazoa, Chordata, Actinopteri, Anguilliformes, Anguillidae. The coding region runs from base 142 to 1104 and encodes 320 amino acids. The record is from RefSeq and is a predicted model, not a curated record.
CUUGUUUACAAUCGCCAUAAAACUCUCGAAGAAGAACGAAAAUGAAAUUAGUUGCUCGCGUUAUUGAAAUGUUGAUUUCAUAAAAAGGGACGCAUUUACGAACUCACAAGUGUGAAUGUAGUAGGAAUAGAAAACUUUGGAAUGUCUGCAUUUUUAACUAUACUGGCUGCAGUAGUUACUGUGUAUGUUCUGAUUUAUUAUUAUCUAUUCAAGUGCACCAGAAGAUGUGAAAGUACUGUAAAGCUCAAAGGGAAAACGGCGAUCGUAACAGGGGGCAACACUGGCAUUGGGAAGGCCACAGCCCUGGAGCUGGCCCGGAGGGGGGCGAGGGUGAUCCUGGCCUGCCGCAGCCGGCCGCGGGCCGAGGCCGCUGUCUUCGACAUCCGGAGGGAGAGCGGGAACGGUGAGGUGGUGUACAUGCAGCUGGACCUGGCCAGUCUGAAAUCGGUGCGCUCAUUCGCCGAGAACUUCCUGAAGACUGAGCCCAGGCUGGACCUGCUCAUCAACAAUGCAGGGGUGAUGGGGCCCGGGCGGACGGAGGAGGGGCUGGACCUGGCUUUCGGGGUGAACCACCUGGGCCACUUCCUGCUCACCCGCCUCCUGCUGGAGCGUCUGAGGAUGGCGGACGCGAGCCGCGUGGUGAACGUGGCGGCUCUGCUCUACCGGCUGGGGGGCGUGAACCUCCCCGCCCUGACCGCCCCCCCGCGGGACUCCGCCCCCGCGCCGUCCGGCUGGGCCCACGUCCAAUCGUACAGCAACAGCAAGCUGUGCAACCUGCUCUUCACCCGGGAGCUGGCCAAUCAGCUGGAGGGAACCAGCGUCACCUGCUACAGCCUGCACCCUGGGGUGGUGAAGACGGAGAUCGGCCGGGACAUGCCGCUGUGGCUGAGGCUCCUCUCCGUCCCCAUGGGGGCGCUCUUCUUCCUGGACGUGGAGGCGGGGUCCCAGACCACGCUGCACUGCGCCCUUCAGGAGGGCAUCGAGCGCUACAGCGGCCGCUACUUCUCCGACUGCGCCGUGCAGGAAGUGGACGCCAAAGCGCGCGACGACGCCGUGGCCAGGAAGCUGUGGGAAGUGAGCGAGACGCUGUGCGGCCUGCGCUGAGGCUCCGCCCACGCCGUGCCCAAGCCCCGCCCUCAUCCCACAUAAACCCCUCCCCUUCUCUACUCAUGCCCCGCCCUCAUCCCACAUAAACCCCUCCCCUUCCCCACCCAAGCCCCACCCUCAUCCCACAUAAACCCCUCCCCUUUCCCACCCACGCCCCACCCACAUCCCCAUAAACUCCUUCUCCUUCCACACGCGUGCCCCAUGCUCAUCUCACUUAAACUCCUCCCCUUUCCCCACCCAUGUCCCACCCUCAUAACCCCUUCCCCACCCUCAUCCCACUAACCCCUCCCCUUCCCCACCCAAGCCCCACUCUCAUCCCACAUAAACCCCCCCCCUUCCCCACCCAUGCCCCGCCCUCAUCUCACAUAACCCCCUCCCCCUUCCUCAUCCAUGUACCCAACCACACCGUGGCCAGGAGGCUGUGGAAAGUGAAACAAGACUCUGACCACAGUCACGCCUUUCUGGGCGGGGCCUCUUCUGAAAUUGAGAUAACUUUAACCACGAGCAUUCACAACAAAGGGACACAAAGAGGAAAGACAACAUUACUGAUCUGCCAUUUCAUAGAUUACUCAUGUGGCUGCUCAUUUUAAUGCCAGAACACUAAAGAUUAUGCCAUGAAAACAAUACUGAGAACAGCACCUUAUAAAUAUAUCUUUCUAAUCGGGUUCUAAUAACAAUAAUGUAAAAAUAAAAGAUGCUGGUAUCGUUUUGAUAAUUUUAAGAAUGACGUUAUUAAACCGAUGGUGUGAUACGUUUAACUACAA